Heterocephalus glaber (naked mole-rat) is the source of this 2734-nucleotide messenger RNA. RefSeq names its product zinc finger protein 274 (gene Znf274). Gene Ontology annotation, biological process: regulation of transcription by RNA polymerase II. The record is from RefSeq and is a predicted model, not a curated record. Gene Ontology annotation, cellular component: nucleus. Lineage: Eukaryota; Metazoa; Chordata; Mammalia; Rodentia; Bathyergidae. Gene Ontology annotation, molecular function: RNA polymerase II transcription regulatory region sequence-specific DNA binding; DNA-binding transcription factor activity, RNA polymerase II-specific.
CGUCGGCGACCGCAGGUCGAGCGUAGCCUCGGGGAUGACGCAGGGCGCGGGGAGGUCGGGCGUGGGCGACAUGAACGGGGCGUUUCUGCGGCUGAGGGCCCGCAGCGCCUCCCGCCCUGAGCCUGCCGGCCGUCCCUUCCUCGGUUUCCCAGAAUUCCGCUCGUCGCGAGGGUCGCUAAGGACGAGGACAGCAUGGCUGCCGGGCUGCCGAAGCCGUGGGUCUCUGAACCGGUGGUCUUUGAAGAUAUAACACUGACUUUUACCGCGGAGGAGUGGGGACUGCUGGACCUCAAACAGAAGUCCUUGUACAGGGAAGUGAUGCUGGAGAACUACAAGAACCUGCUCUCAGUGGAACAUCAGCUUUCCAAGCCAGAUGUGGUAUCUCAGUUAGAGGAGGCAGAAGACUUCUGGCCGGUGGAGAGAGACAUUCUUCAACACACAAUUCCAGAAUGUCCUGGUGCUGAGGCUCCACUGGACUCUCAGUUGAGUCCUGUUCCUACUGAGAAUCCCCUAGUAAACAUCAAGGUUGUUGAGGUCCUCACCCUGAACCAGGAGGUGGCUGGUCCCCGGAAUGCCCAGAUCCAGGCCCUUUAUGCUGAAGACAGUGGCCUGACCACAGACAUCCUCAGGAAGCCAGCCCAGCAGCUGAGAACAUAUCCAGCAGACCCUGAAGUCGCUCACCAGAAGUUCCGGCAGUUCCAGUAUGAGGAAGCCAUGGGUGCCUGGGAGGCUGUGGCCCAGCUCCGUGAGUUGUGCCAACAGUGGCUACAGCCCAAGGUGCACUCCAAGGAACAGAUCCUGGAGUUGCUGGUGCUGGAGCAGUUCCUGGGUGCACUGCCUGGGAAGUUCCGGACGUGGGUAGAGUUGCAGCACCCAGAGGACUGCCAGGCAGCCAUAGCCCUGGUAGAAGAUGUGAUCUCAAUGUCCAAGGAAGGUGCACUGCCUUCCCAGGUGUCUGCCUGCUUUCCCAAGGCUACCACUCAGCAGCAGAGGAAAGAGAAGGAUACAGCCAUCUUGCCAGUGGCAGAGCUGCCUGAGGAGCCGGUGACCUUCCAGGACGUGUCUGUGGACUUCAGCCAGGAGGAGUGGGGCCUGCUGGGCCCAGUGCAGAGGACUGAGUACCACGAUGUGAUGCUGGAGACCUUGGGAAACCUAGUCUCCGUGGGGUGGGAGACUGCAGCAGAAAACAAAGAGUUAAUUCCAGAUUCUAAUGUUCCUGCUGAAGAACCCAUUUAUGACCCAAAAGUGAAUGAAUUGUCUAGGGAAGGCACCCAGCCCUCUGCCUUGGAAGAUCUCUUGCAAGAUGGCAUCACAGAAGUCCUGCAUGCAGCAUUUCAAGAAGAGGAGUUUGCUGAAGACAAACCCAUCCCCCAGAAGCACCUCACUGAGAACCCUGAGUCAAAAGCAGACCCUGGUCUCGACACAAGCCAAACUUCACCCCAGAAAAUUCCUCCUAGGAAAUGUUUCCGCAAACUACUCUCACAGUGUAAAAGUGUAACCCAUAGUUCACACAUAAAAGAUCACCAGAAGGGCUAUGAGCCAGGCAAAGCCAGGGACAGCAUUGGUCACAUGAGCCAAAGUUCACAUGUGAAGGUUCAACAGAAGGGCUGUGAGUGGGGCAAAGCUGGGGAGAGCAGUGGUCAAGUGACCCAGCAUUCACAAGUGAAACUUCACCGGAAGGGCUGUGAGCCAGGCAGAGCUGGGGAGAGCAGUGGUCUUGUGAUACAGAAUUCACAUGUGAAAGCUCGUCAGAAGCCCAGUGGGCAGAACAAAGCUGGAGAGAGCAACGGUAGUAAGAAAACCGUUGGCCAACGGGUUCCACAGGUCAUGUUUAUAAAAAUCCAUAGUGGGAGCCAAAUUUGCCGAUGCAGUGUAUGUGGGAAGUUGUUCCGAAAUCCAAGGUACUUUUCUGUACAUAAAAAAAUCCAUACAGGAGAGAAACCAUAUGUCUGUCAGGACUGUGGGAAAGCCUUCGUGCAGAGCUCUUCUCUCACACAGCACCAAAGGGUGCACAGUGGUGAGAGGCCCUUCCAGUGCCAGGAGUGUGGCAGGACCUUCAAUGACCGCUCAGCUGUCACCCAGCACCUGCGCACCCACACUGGUGCCAAGCCCUAUGCCUGCCAGGACUGUGGCAAGGCCUUCCGGCAGAGUUCCCACCUCACCCGGCACCAUAGGACACACACUGGAGAGCGGCCCUACGUGUGCCACAAAUGCGGGAAGGCCUUCACCCAGAGCUCCCAUCUCAUCGGCCACCAGAACACACAUGGCAGGAGGAAGCAUAAGAGGAAGCACAAGAAGCAGCCACCUCCUGCCUCCUAGCCCUCAUACCACUGGGAGCAUCCAUCCCACCAUCUCCCGUGAUGCUCCCAUCUAGGGAUAACAUGUGACAGGGAAGCUGAGGAGGACAACCUGUGAUCAGAGGAUACUGACACCUGCUUAGCACAUGAGUAAAUAGAUAAACUGUGGGGGACUUGCUAAUGAGUACAUAUUGGAAAGAGAUUUAAUUUUUUAUUAAAAGUAAUAUUAAUGAAAUCUGAAGAUGCUUAUAAAUUUUAAAAGUUGGGUACCAAAUAAUCUUUGCCCUGAUAAUUAUAUCUGUAAUAAAGUAUUUAUGUGUCAGCAAGGUCGAAGAGAAUAUGGAUAAACUAUAUAUUUUUGUUUAGAACUUGUUUCCUACCUAAACAAUGAUUUGAUGUUUAAAAUAAGCAACAUUAAAACAUGAGGUUGUGAGAUA